Pocillopora meandrina is the source of this 1221-nucleotide messenger RNA. NCBI's taxonomy places the organism in Eukaryota, Metazoa, Cnidaria, Anthozoa, Scleractinia, Pocilloporidae. The record is from the annotation of a GenBank genome assembly.
GAUUCCACCAUUCCUAGUGUAGCCUCUGCAUCACAUGAAUACCAGGAAAGUAGGACACUAAAAGUCACUUUGCUAAGUAGUGAGUGGAGAUCAUCAACUGAUGGGGACUUGUCAACUAUCAACCGAGAGCUGGCCAUCCAGUUAGCUAAACACCCCGAUGUGGAUGUUAGUAUCUUGCUUCCAAAUUGCAGUGGAGAGGACAGGAGCAGUGCUGAAAGUCACAAUGUGAAGCUCAUUGAAGCAGAUAAAACUCCUGGUGUAGAGCCAGUUCUUUGCCUGUCAUCUCCUCCAAUAAACCAUACAAUGGACUGUGUCAUUGGUCAUGGAGUUCAACUUGGCCGACUAGUUCCAUUCAUCAAGAGAAAUCCAAAUUACAGUCAUUGCAAAUGGAUUCAAGUUGUUCACUCUGCUCCUGAAGAAGAUGGAAUGUACAAAAACAUUUCAGAAGGAGAAAAAAGACAAAAAACAGAAAUCCAACUCUGUAAAAUGGCUGAUCAAGUUAUCACAAUUGGACCCAAGCUGGCAGAAGCUUACAAGUGUUACCUUCGUCCAGUUAAACAAGAGAAAAAGGUUUUUGACCUUACUCCAAGCAUUUUCUCUGAAUUUUUGAAAGUAAGGCAAGCCACUGAAGAAAGAAGAACAUUCUCUAUUCUUGUUAUUGGAAGUGGUGACAGCUGUGAAGAUUUCAAUCUCAAAGGGUAUGACAUAGCUAUCAAAGCAAUUGCUGAGUUGAAAGAUGAAUCCUUCAAACUCAAGUUUGUCUGUGCAGCUGAAGGAAAAGGUGAUAGUGUAGCAAAAAAGUUGCUCCAACGUGGCAUUAGUCCUAAUCAGCUUAUUGUUCGCAGCUUUGAUGAUAGCAGAAAAGUGCUGGCUGACUUAUUCUGUGAAGUGGAUCUUGCAAUAAUGCCAUCCAGGACAGAAGGUUUUGGAACAACAACUCUGGAAGCAUUAUCUGCUGGUCUGCCUGUACUUGUCAGUGGUAAUUCAGGACUUGGAGAAGCUCUGAAGAAAGUGCCUUUAGGCUCACAGAGUGUGGUAGACUCUGAAGAUCCUAAAGACUGGGCUAGAGAAAUCAAGCGUAUUCGUCAGAAAGAGAGAGAAGUGCGACUUUCAGAGUCAAGUCUUCUGCGUGAAAAGUACUUGAAGAAGUAUAGCUGGGAGGAGCCUUGUAAGAGUCUUGUGAUAAAGAUGAGGAACCUUGUCUUUGGUAAAUUUUACUUA